AGACACGGCUUUCCGCCCUUUCCCGUUUCCUAUCAUCCGCAGUCUCCCCCAUUCCCCUUCCUCCCCCGCGUCCGCCCGCCGCCGCCGUCACCGUCUGCCCCACGCCGCCGUGUCCGCCGCCGCGUCACGAACUCACGAUCCCUCGCCGAUUCGAGCCAGGCCCGGGCCUCUGUACACCCUCGCGCGCGGCAGGGGCGAUGGCGCACCCGAUGUACGGCUCCGGCCCGCUCCGAUCCAGGAACGCGGCGAGCUCGGACGAGAUCCAGCUGCGGAUCGACCCGGUGCACGGGGACCUCGACGAGGAGAUCGACGGGCUGCACUCCAGGGUCCGCAUGCUCAAAGGGGUGGCCCAGGAGAUAAAUUCUGAAGCCAAGUUCCAGAAUGAUUUCCUUAACCAAUUGCAAAUGACCCUUGCAAAAGCUCAGGCAGGAGUGAAGAAUAACAUGCGAAGGUUGAACAAGAGCAUCAUCCAGCAGGGCUCAAAUCAUCUUCUCCAUGUUGUUCUCUUCGCUCUGUUUUGCUUCCUGGUUGUCUAUCUCCUGUCAAAGUUCUCUAGAAGAUAGUUUCAUUGUCAGGUGGCAUCAAAUCUAGGAUACCUUGAGUUGUAUGUAGUCUGAAGAAAAAAUAUGAUAUCUGUUGUACUUCGUGUCUCAUGACAAACCAGAAAAAAGGAGGGGAAUUAUUACUCUUAUAAGGUCACUUCUAACCUCAUCGACUGAUCUGUUUGAGGUAUUAUACUUGUUAAGGUGAUUGCAUCGGGCACAGAUUUGUGUUAAGCAAACGCUCAGUGUAUCGCAGCCCUCGAGCACAUGCAACGGUUGAGUGUGGAUCAAAACUAUCACAGGAGCAAGAAAGCUUCAAUUGAUCAUGUCGCUUGGAAAUGGAAACUGUAUAUAGCUUGUACGUGAAUCCAUUCUGGAUUGUUUUUAUAAGAUUUUAUUUCAUUA
Molecule: messenger RNA, 947 nt
Organism: Panicum virgatum (switchgrass)
Lineage: Eukaryota; Viridiplantae; Streptophyta; Magnoliopsida; Poales; Poaceae
Product: bet1-like protein At4g14600
Exons: 4
Coding region: 198-563 (121 amino acids)
Source: RefSeq, a predicted model, not a curated record